Molecule: messenger RNA, 190 nt
Organism: Racocetra fulgida
Lineage: Eukaryota; Fungi; Glomeromycota; Glomeromycetes; Diversisporales; Gigasporaceae
Source: the annotation of a GenBank genome assembly
UUUUCCAUUUUAUAAAUUAGGCAAUACCCCCCAGGAACCUUCGAAUGAAAUAGAUGACUACUAUUCUGAUGAAAUAGAAGAUAAGCGUGAAGACUCCCCCGACCCCCUAUUUAACAAUGAUAUACAUUUUGGAGCUGGUGAUGCUGAUUGUAGUGAUCAGGAAAAAUAUGAUCAGGGCGAGAUUGAUUGA